Molecule: messenger RNA, 395 nt
Organism: Hippocampus comes (tiger tail seahorse)
Lineage: Eukaryota; Metazoa; Chordata; Actinopteri; Syngnathiformes; Syngnathidae
Product: L-amino-acid oxidase-like
Exons: 3
Source: RefSeq, a predicted model, not a curated record
UUUGUCUCCAAAUUAAAAAUCCCCUUGAACCAUUUUGUCCAAGAUGACAUGAACACCUACUUUUUGCUAAAUGGGAAACUUCAUAAAAACUUGGCUGUGGCAAACAACCAUGAUGUGCUGAAUUACACCCUGAAUGAGGGAGAGAGAGGGAAAUCAGCUGCACAGCUCUUCAGUGAGACUCUGUGGAAGGUGCGAGAUGAUCUUCAGACAAGUGGCUGUAGUGCAAUGUUGGAAAAGUAUGACUCCUACACAGUGAAAGAAUACUUGGUGAAAGAGGGCAAUCUGAGUCGUGGUGCGUUGCGGAUGAUUGGAGACAUCCUGAAUGAAAACAGCCUCUUUUACACAUCCAUGCUAGAGAUGCUUUACGUCCAGUCCGACAUCAAUGAUGACACUGA